AUGUUAUUUCGAAAAGAUCCAUGUGGAAUUGUUUGUAUUUUAUUGACAUAUGCAAUGCUUUUGCAUUGUCUCUAUGUUAUUCUUUUUGUUCUAAUUAUACCAUUAUUUAAUGAAAGUUUAUAUGGAACAUUGAAUGCUUUGAUUAUUUGUUCUCUGAUUUUUCUUUCAAUUCUUUCACAUGUUCGUGCAGCAUAUUCGGAUCCAGGUUUUAUACCAUUACCAAAAAAAGGACUUGACUUUUCUGAUGUGACAACAAAUGUUGACACUAAUAGUUCUUUGAAGUCAAAUGAAAUAGGUUGGACAAUUUGUAAUCGAUGUGACACAUAUAGACCAGCUCGUUCACAUCAUUGCAGAAUCUGCAAACGAUGCGUUAGAAGAUUGGAUCAUCAUUGUCCAUGGAUAAACAAUUGUGUUGGUGAAUUUAAUCAAAAAUAUUUUAUUUUAUUUCUUUUCUAUAUUGGAUUAACAAGUCUUUAUGUAAUAUCAUUUGUUAUCUGGUCAUUAAUUGUUUUUCCACAGUCAUCUGAAGUUCAAGUUAUUCAUUCUAUAGUACUAUGUAUUGAAUCAUGUUUAUUUGGUAUAUUUGUUAUAACUGUAUUUGUUGAUCAAAUGCAAUCAAUAAUUAAUGAUCGUAGUUUAAUUGAUACAUUAAAAUUAAAUGAAAAUUCUCGAACAGUACAACGAAUUUUACCAUCAAAACGUAUUCUUUUUCAAAAUGUUUUUGGUUCUAGUCCAAUGAUAUUAUGGUUAUUUCCAUGUGAUUUGAAAAGUUCUAAUAAAAUUAUUAAUUCACAAGAUACAUAUUGUGUUUGA
Messenger RNA from Rotaria sordida, 813 nucleotides. Lineage: Eukaryota; Metazoa; Rotifera; Eurotatoria; Philodinida; Philodinidae. The record is from the annotation of a GenBank genome assembly.